Molecule: messenger RNA, 2454 nt
Organism: Phlebotomus papatasi
Lineage: Eukaryota; Metazoa; Arthropoda; Insecta; Diptera; Psychodidae
Product: organic cation transporter protein-like
Exons: 5
Coding region: 743-2398 (551 amino acids)
Biological process (GO): transmembrane transport
Cellular component (GO): membrane
Molecular function (GO): transmembrane transporter activity
Source: RefSeq, a predicted model, not a curated record
UUCUCCCUGGUUAUAUCUCGGACAUGGAAUUUUUUUUUCUCUCCCAAUAAAGAGGGGAGUUAUCAUUUUUUUUUCAACACAAGUGAUACUUACUGUGCAACAUCGUGAAUUGAAUUUAUUAGUAAGCACGCGAUUUUAGAACUUUGUCACUUCUGAGAAUCCUCUCAUAGAACAAACAUCACAUUUUUCUCGUGGUUCUCUUCCGCAAAAACUGAUUAUUUGUGCAUUUUCUGUAUUAUUUUUUGUGCCGGUAGCUGUGAUGUGAUUUCCGCCUUCAUCAACUCUGACCCCAAGUGGUGUGUUGCUCAAAAUUUAAAUAUUUAAUGACUCUCACUGUAACAGAAUAUUGUGUUUUGGAUUUGGCAACGACAAUCGUGAAAAAGACACUUUGUUUGCCUGUGGAUUAGCGAUAAAGAACAUUCUAUCCCAGUUUUAUUACAGACUCAUGAGUCUUUCGCAUUAAUCGGUGGUGCUUGGGGUGUUUCUAGCUGAAUCUUCUGAAGUGCCAUGAGUUAUCAGAAGAAGUUCAGCUGAAGACAAUCUGUGUGGUGAUAUCCAUGUGUAAAAAAAUCAUAGAGAGGAAAUGAGCGACUGCUUGAGUUAGUGAAAGACCUAUCGUGAUUCACCUUGACUUUGUGCAUCUCGUGCGCAUGUAAAGUGCCGCGAAAUAGAUUUUACUCUCGCAGUGAAAGCCACGUGAGCUGGGACAAAAAUAGAAGCAAGUGAGAGUGAGCUGAAAGAGAUGCCCGAUGUUGAUAGAAUGCUUGAGAAGUGUGGUGACUUUGGUCGCUAUCAGUUCUUCCUCCUAUCCCUCUUUGCCGUGGUGAAUGUCCUCACAUCUUGGCACUACUACUCCCAGACCAUUAUCAGUGUUGUUCCCGAUCACUGGUGCUCCACAGAAGCCACUCAGAAUCUCUCAAUUGGCGAACUGAGACAGGUCUUCUCCACCUAUGAUGAUCCUUUCUGCUCCCGCAUGGCCAAUGAGGAAUUCUUUCCUAACAUCUGGAUGGAAUCUUCCUCUCAAAGGCACAGUAAUUGUGACCAGUGGAUCUAUGAUCUCGACUUUGGCUACCAGAGCAUGACGAGUGAUCUCAACUGGGUAUGUGAAUCAGCAUGGAAAUCCACUAUAGGGCAAUCGAUGUACUUCAUUGGAUCUGUGGUAGGGACCUUAAGUUUUGGGAUCCUGGCCGACAAAAUUGGCAGACUACCAAUUUUAGUUUUGUCCAAUUGUGCAGCCCUUCUUGGAAAUGGAGCUACGAUAUUCUCGACAUCUGUGCCAUCAUUCUGUAUUUGUCGCUUCAUCUCUGGCCUGGCCACGGAUAGUAACUUCGUGAUGAUGUACAUUCUGGUGAUGGAGUAUAUUCGGCCAUCGAUGAGGACUUUUGGGCUGAACAUCUGCAUCGGAAUCUUCUACUGCUUGGGAUCCAUCGUGACUCCAUGGAUUGCUGUAGCUGUGGGCAAUUGGAAAGUCUUCCUCAUGGUCACAUCCUUGCCAAUAGCCAUCAUUCCUGGUUUCUAUUUUAUUUUGCCUGAGAGCGUGCAUUGGCUAAUCUCGAAAGGAGAUGUUGAAGGAGCGAUUAAUUGCUUCCGGAGGGUAGCUAUUUUUAACAGAAGGAAUCUCGAUGAACAGACUAUCAGGGAGUUCAGGAUUAAAUAUGCCAAUCAAUCAAAUGGCUGUGAGAAGAAAUCCCAGGCAAAUCUGUUUGAUCUGUUCAAGACACCUCGGCUCAGAAGGAACACCUUCAUUCUCUUCUUUAAAUCAAUGGUUAUAACCCUCUGCUAUGACUGCAUAUCGCGAAAUGUUGAGGGUUUGGGCUUGUCUCCCUUUAUCCUGUUUUCCCUAAGUGCAACUGCCAUCUUUCCAGCAUGCCUCGUCCUCUGGGCACUACAGGACAAAAUAGGACGAAAAGCAAUGGCUUCCAGUUCCCUCUUGAUCAGUGGCAUCUUUACUACCUGCACAGGAAUCGUCCUGGCUUAUCAAAAAGGUGCUGCCACAAUGUCCACGUCUCUCCUCGCCACUUUGGCUGUAAUUGGAAGAUUUGGAGUCACCGUAGCAUACAAUUCCAGUGCUCAGUAUGCAACAGAAUUGAUCCCUACAAGUGUCAGGGCACAAGGAGUUAGUGCAGUUCAUGUGGCGGGAUAUGCAGUUACGUUUUUCAGUACAUUUAUCCUCUAUUUGGCCCAUUACUUCAAGCCCCUUCCAGCUCUAAUUCUUGGAGGAUUAUCUCUGGCAGGAGCUGUUUUGUGUCUCUUUCUUCCAGAGACUCUCAACAGAACAAUUCCCUCCACAAUUGAAGAGGGCGAAAGAUUUGGGAUUGGUGAAAAAUUCCUGCACUUUUCCUGCUUCGAAAAAUCAACCUCAGACAAUACCAGCACAGUUACCACACUGGACACUUAGAAAGAUUAGAAAACUAGAAUUUGAAUAGAAUAAAGUUAUUUUAAAAAUCUUUUAAA